Messenger RNA from Drosophila sulfurigaster albostrigata, 8462 nucleotides. It is a transcript of the gene CanA-14F, whose product is annotated as serine/threonine-protein phosphatase 2B catalytic subunit 3. Gene Ontology annotation, molecular function: calmodulin binding; calmodulin-dependent protein phosphatase activity. Lineage: Eukaryota; Metazoa; Arthropoda; Insecta; Diptera; Drosophilidae. The record is from RefSeq and is a predicted model, not a curated record. Gene Ontology annotation, biological process: calcineurin-mediated signaling. The transcript is spliced from 2 exons. Gene Ontology annotation, cellular component: calcineurin complex; cytoplasm. The coding region runs from base 392 to 2209 and encodes 605 amino acids.
UUGCAAUGUGUGGUCACGCUGUGCAAAAGCAAAAAGCAAAAGUAUUUGCGUUGAAAUUUCAGCCGGACGUGUUGCGGGAGCGCGUCAAUUGAACCGAAUCUCACUGAAAUAAAUACCGUGCGUCUGCGUCGUUUGUAGCAAUAAUAUUGAAAAGGCUAACCGGACUGUUGAACGGGACUCCACAAAAGCACGAGGAACGAGGAAAGACGACAGUCGCAAAGCAAAUAAAACGUUGGUCAUUCAGCAGCGCAGAGGAGCUUCAUUAGAAAGAGAGAGAUUGCGUGUGUGUGUGUGUGUGUGGGUGCGUGUGUGUGUGGCGAGUGUGCGUGCGUGUGUGUGUGUGUGUGCGGCGACAGAGCUUUGACUUGAUCGAUAGUCAGAGUCAAGCAAAAUGUCUUCGCCAUUAGCACAGAACAACAACAACAGCAGCAGCAACAGCAGCCAAUCGCAGUCGCAGUCAACAGCAGCAGCAGCAGCAGCAGCAGCGGCAGCGCAGCAGCAGCAAAAUCAAAAGCCAAAUUCUGCAGGCAGCGGCGUUAAUAACACACACGAUAAGAAUGCUGGCGGUGGCGGAGGCGGAGGCACAACAACGGGGACAUCAUCAGGGGCAGGGUCAGCGACUGCAACCGGUGGCGGAGGCGGAGGAGGUGGUGGUGGAGGUGGUGGUGGGGCCGGACCACAGAGCCCGACAAAGCGCAGCACAAUAUCGACAAAGGAGCGUGUGAUCGACAGCGUACCGUUUCCACCCAGCCGCAAGUUGACGUGCUCCGAUGUGUUCGAUGCACGGACCGGGAAACCGCAUCACGAUGUACUUAAACAGCACUUCAUACUCGAGGGUCGCAUCGAGGAGAGCGCCGCGCUGCGCAUCAUCCAGGAGGGGGCCACGCUGUUGCGACAGGAGAAGACAAUGAUCGAUAUUGAGGCACCGGUGACGGUCUGUGGCGACAUCCACGGGCAGUUCUAUGAUCUGAUGAAACUGUUUGAGAUCGGCGGAUCGCCGGCAACGACAAAAUAUCUGUUCCUUGGCGAUUAUGUGGAUCGGGGCUAUUUCAGCAUUGAGUGCGUCCUCUAUCUGUGGUCGCUGAAAAUCACGUAUCCGCAGACGCUGUUCCUGCUGCGCGGCAACCACGAGUGCCGGCAUCUGACCGAGUACUUCACCUUCAAGCAGGAGUGCAAGAUCAAGUACUCGGAGCGCGUGUAUGAUGCGUGCAUGGACGCGUUCGAUUGCCUGCCGCUGGCGGCAUUAAUGAAUCAGCAGUUCCUCUGCGUGCACGGCGGCCUCUCGCCGGAGAUCCAUGAGCUGGAGGACAUCCGGCGGCUGGAUCGGUUCAAGGAGCCACCAGCCUUUGGCCCCAUGUGCGACCUGCUCUGGUCCGAUCCAUUGGAGGACUUUGGCAACGAGAAGAACUCCGAUUUCUACACGCACAACUCAGUGAGAGGCUGUUCGUAUUUCUACAGCUACGCCGCCUGCUGCGACUUCCUGCAGAACAACAAUCUGCUCUCGAUAAUACGAGCGCACGAGGCGCAGGACGCCGGCUACCGCAUGUACCGGAAGAGUCAGACCACCGGUUUCCCAUCGCUGAUCACCAUCUUCUCGGCGCCCAACUAUCUCGACGUCUACAACAACAAGGCGGCUGUGCUCAAGUACGAGAACAACGUGAUGAACAUCCGCCAAUUCAAUUGCUCGCCGCAUCCCUACUGGCUUCCCAACUUCAUGGACGUGUUCACCUGGUCGCUGCCCUUUGUCGGCGAGAAGGUCACCGAGAUGCUGGUCAAUGUGUUGAACAUCUGCUCCGACGACGAGCUCAUGACCGAGGAGAGCGAGGAGCCGCUCUCCGAUGAUGAGGCGGCGCUCCGCAAGGAGGUCAUACGCAACAAGAUCCGAGCCAUUGGCAAGAUGGCCCGUGUCUUCUCCGUGCUGCGCGAGGAGUCCGAGUCGGUGCUGCAGCUGAAGGGGCUGACGCCAACGGGCGCUUUGCCCCUCGGCGCUCUAUCGGGCGGCAAGCAGUCCCUCAAGAAUGCCAUGCAGGGCUUCUCGCCCAAUCACAAGAUUACCUCGUUUGCGGAGGCCAAGGGACUCGAUGCGGUCAACGAGCGGAUGCCGCCGCGUCGCGAUGCCACGCCUUCGCCGGCGGAGGAGGGACAGAAAUCGCUGUCGGCGGCGGCGGCAGCAGCCGCAAAUGCGAAUGCAAAUGCAAUCAAUGGAUAAUCACUCGAUGAACAACAAGAAGAAGCAGUGUUAACAGUCGAAGCAAAAGCAAAAGAAGAAGAAGCAGUGCAGCAAGUGAAUGCAGUGCAGCAAGCAGUGCGGUCAUCAGCAUCAUCAUCAACAGUAGCAGGAGCAGGAGCAGCAGCAGCAACAGCAAUAGUAGACAAGCAGUGCAGCCGCUGUAACUGCCGCAGCAGCAGCAAAGCAGUUGCCAAGCAGCAGCAUCAGCAGCAAAGUCAGUUUUAGAAGUCGACAGUUAAGUAAAUACACACACACACAACAACAACAACAACAACAACAAUAUAAUAUACGUGGUACGGGAGUGCGUGCGAGUGGGAGCGAGAAAGCAAAUCAAAUAUAAAAUUGAGCAACACAGCAGCAACAAAGAGCAAAAGUUUUAAGCAGCGGCAAACAGCGCCAGCAUACACACACACACACUCACACAUACAGCAUUACACAUUCACAUUAACACACACACACACACACACAUACAGAGCAUGUCAGGCACGCAGCCGCAAGCAAGAGCAAACGCAAAAUGUAAAAGCAAAAGCAAACGCAAAAUGCAAAGACAGCAGGAGAAAUUCGAGUUGAAUGAUAAAAGUUGAGAAAAUGGGAAGCGUUUAAUUUAUUGGUAUUAAAAAACAAAAAGAGAACAAUUUAAAUAAAGAUGAACAAAAAACAAAACAAAACAAAACAAAGAAAAAAACCUAAUUAUAAAAUGCAGUUAAAACCAUAUAGAAUUAUAUACAUACAUAUAUAUAUUUAUAUAUACACACACGUAUAAAUACAUAUAUAUAUAUAUAUAUUAUACAAACAUAACGUAUAUAUAUCAUCAAAAUUUUGUGCAACGUUAUAUCAAAAAAAAAAGAAAAGAAAAGAAAGAAAAAACAAGAAGAAAGAAAAUGAUGAAGCCAAGUUUACGCCGCUCUGCUGGCGUUGACGUCGCUGUCGCCGCGCAGUCGCAGCAAAUUAGGUAAAUUAAAUUAUUUGCUAAAAAGAAAUACAAAAUAAAGAUACAAUUUCAAAAGAGCAAGAGAAACAUGCAACAAAUAAAAUCCUUCUUAUGUAAAAGCUCGUCUCUGUAUUAAGAAAACAAAACAAAAAAAACAUCAUCCACAAAAAAAAACGGUAAUCCAAAAUACCCAAAAAACGAAACAAAACUAAACUAAAAAAAAAAAAGAAUUCUAAAAACAAGAAAAAAAGCUAAGAAAUUUUACUACUUUCGUUGUGUGGCGCCGAGGGCGACUUGAAAACAAAAACAAAAACAAAACCAAAAGAAAAUGAUAAUGAAAAUGAAAAUGAAGAAAACAGCUAAACACCAAUAAUAAGCUAAUGUUAAACUACUUCCUACAACAACAACAACAACAACAAAAACAACAGCAAUAUUUUACUACAAUCUUUUAUUACAAAAAAAAAAACAAAAAUGAAAAAUACAAGAAAAAACAACAGACAACAAGCUAAAAACGACUGAAUCUCUCUCUCUCUCUCUCUGUCUUUCUCUCUGUCUCUUUCUAAGCAACAACUACAACUACAAAAUGUUCUCUGUCUUUUUCUAACACGCUCUCGCUGUCUCUGUUUGUCUUCGACUUUCUCAUUCUAUCACUCUAUCUCUCUCUCCCUUUGACACACACACACACACACUUACACACACACAUACACACGUGCGUCUGUUGAGUAAACUGAAAGUUUAAGAGCAACAUUCGUUGUCGUCGCCAUUGUCGCCUCACACUCUCUCAUCUGGUGAUUGUGUAUGUGGUCUUUAUAUACGUGCCAUCUUUGUCGUAGUCAUUAGCUGAUUAUAUAUAUACAUAAUUAAUACCGUAUACAUAAAUAUUGUAUAUGAUUAAACUAAACAAAACUCUCAACUCUGGCUGCAGCGAUGCAGGCGUCAAAUGUGCAGCAGCAACCAACAGCAAAAGCAACAGCAGCAAAAGCAACUCUUUAAUCUCUAUCACAAACAUCGCGCGCGUUUUCGCUCUGUCUCUCUCACUCUCACUCUAUCUCGCUCUCAAUCUUUCUCUCACUCCCUCUCUCUCUCUCUCUCUCUCUUUGUCUAUUUUAUCACUCUACUGCGAUCAAACAGCAGCAAAAACGUCGAAUCUCAAUUCAAAGCGCACUCUGCGCCUGUUAGGUAUGCAAUAAAAAAUUUCAGACACUGCUUGCUUUCUUUCGACUGCUUGCUUUCUUUCGACGCCAAACCUCCCUCCAUCCCUCUCUCUCUCUCUCUCACCAACUACAUUUGCGCCUGCGUCGCCGGCGUGUGUCAACUUCUCUUUUAUACUUAAUCGAAUUUUAGUUAUUUGUUAAAACGAUGCUAAACAAACAAAAAAAAAAGAAGAAAAACAAAAAAUAAACAACAAUUAAUAGAACAAAUGAAAUUGAUGCAAAAAACAUUGCAAACUGAAAUAUGUCAAAAAGAAAUGUGUGCAAAAUGCUAUCAAAUAAUUGGAUUGUUUUCAUUUAGCUGCUAUCAUUAUUUGAUCUUUUUUUUAUCUACUUUUAUUUAUUGUAAAAAAAAAAAACAAAACAAAAACGAUGUAAUAUUUAUGCAUAUAAAUUAUAAAUGAAAUUGUUGUUUCUACCUUAAACAAAAAAAAAAAAAAAAAAAAAAAAUACAAAACAAAAAAGAAAUGCAUAUGUUUUUACUUUUUGUAUAUUUACAUACAACAAUUUAUUGUUUACUACACUCUAAGUAAAAUAAGUUAAAUGAAUUUAUAAAAUAAAAAUGCAAAACAUUGAAAAACAAGCAACAACAACUACAACAAAAAAAAGUUCUCUGCAACAAAAAUAAAAAAAUAUAUUCUAUGAUUGAAACGUUACCAAAACCAAUUAUAAAUGGAAAUGAUAAGGAACAUUAAACACACACAAACACACACACACACUUACACUUACUAUGUACAUUUAUUUUUAAGUUUACAUUUAAAUGUUGAGAAAGGAAAAAGAAGAAAGAAGAGAAAAGAGAAAAGGAAAGUGGGUAAAAGGGGGAAAUGAAAUGGUAAAUCAAUUCAAAUUCGAUGAUAAAGACGAAUGUAAUAAUACCAAAUGCAAAUGCAAACAUAUAGCAAUUUGAAAUACUUUAUAAACAAAUAUACAUACAUACAAAACAUAUACAUAUAUAUAUAUAUAUAUGCAUAAGAUGAAAAUGAUGAUUAUAUACACAUCUCUCUCUCUAUAUAUACAUAUAUAUAUAUACACACAUGCAUGCAUUGAACAUAUUUGAAAUUUUGCAAAUUUGAAAUUCGAAAUCUGAAAUCGAAAAUCGUUAGCCCAGAGACAGAAGAGAGAGAAGACGAUAUAGCAGCAGUAACAGUUAAAAUCAAACCCAGAGUUAAUGAAAAUAGUAAUAAUAAAUACAUGAAAUUAUGCAGAAAAUGUUGCCUCUUAUAUAUACAUAUAUAUAUACUACAACACAAACACACACAAAUGUUGAAUUAAGUUUACAAAUACAGCAACAAAAAAAUAUACUUAAAUCGCGCCUAUAUAUUGCAUGGGUACAUGCGCAACAAAGAGAGACAGAGACAGAGACAGAGAGAGAGUGAGCGAGCGAGAUAGCUAGAGAUAAAUGCGAAACAGAGCAAGGAGGAGAGCGAGAAAGCGAGCGAGCGCAACAGUAGAAAUUGGUUAUUAACUCUAGCACCUAAAAGCAGGCAACAGUUUUUUUUUUUUUUUUUGCCUUUGCCUUUGCCUUUGUAUGAGACUGUACCCAUGCGCGCAUACAAUAAACAAUAAAUAUUAACGUGAAUUCAAACAGAAAAACCAAAUACAACAACACUUUGUGCAUACAUAUAUGUAAGCGUAUGUAUAUAUAUAUACACACACACACACACACUGCAUGUAUGUAUAUACAUAUGUGUAAGCUACUUAAGCGUUACAAGAUUUAAGCGUUUCAACACACUCAUUUUCCCAAAAAAAAACAAACAAAGAAAAAAAAAGAAAUUACACAAAAAUAGUCAAAGAAGCAAAAAGUUAAUGUUUAAUGCAAACCAAAAUAACAUACUACAAACCAAAGUAAAACAAUUUUACAAAAACGUUUAUUGCAUUUCAAUUCCAGAAAUAAAACUAUAUUUAAACAUUAUUGCAAAGACGAGCAACAACCAGAAAAACAAAAACAAAAGCAAAAGAAAAUGCGAUGCAACAAAAAAUUACUAUGAUUAUUUUCAACAAAAAUGAAAACAAAAGUAAAUUAUAUAUUAUAUACUUAUAUAAAAAGGAAAAACAAAAAACAAAAGAAAUCACAAAAUGAAUUUAAACAAAAGCAAAACCCAUACAUGCAUACAUACAUACAUACAAACAUACAUACUUAUAUAUAUAUAGUAUAUAUACAUACUUUUCUCCUUCAAUCCCGACCCAUACAUGCAAUUUAGCGCGCUCUUCUAACAAAAAAACAAAAAGCAAAGAAAAAAGAAAAUUAAUAAUGUUUAAUAUGCAGCUAACAUAAACUAAGCAAACAACAUAUACAUAUAAAUAUAUAUACGCGUCUACAUACAUAGCUGUGUGUGUAUAUGUUUGUGUAUAUAUGUGUGUGUAUAUAUUUAUUUAUAUAUAUUUAAAAAGAAUACAACAAAACAAAACCAAUACUUUUAUACUAUAUACACAAAAUAAAAAACUAAACUAAAACUUUGAGGAAGAAAACAAAAAAAAAAAAUGAAAAAAAAACACACAUUUCUGAUCUGAUCUUUUUUCCAAGGCUCACCACGCAACCGCUCUUAAAACGCUCUUCUCGACUCUUCUUUCCAUACACAUACAUACACAUCACUUUUUAAUGAUACCUUUUCUACUACAGCCACAAUAAAAUUAUAAAUUUACCCAAAAAGCAAAAAAAAACAAAAAACGAAAAAAAAACACAAAUUAAAUUAAUUGCAUAAUAAAUUAAAACUGAAAAUGCAAAAAAACAAAACAAAACAAAAAACAAAAAUAUUGUUACAAACCUUAAAAAUAUUUCAAAAAACAAAAAAAAAAAUGGAUAAUUGAAAAAACAACACAAAUAUAACAUUUACAAGUGAAUUAAGUAAUUAUUUCGUUCUUUCUUCUUGUGCCUAUUUUUGUGAAAGAAAGAGAUAGAGAGAGAAAGAGAGAGAGAGAGGAACACUUAAUCUGCAAUAAGUAUAUGAUUUAAAUAUGUAAUUAUAGUUUUUCUGUUGCAAUAUACACUGAGAACUGUUGAACAAUUUAUUGCCGUUGUUUGUAAAAUAGCAUAAAUACUUACGUACUUACUUAUGUACAAUCACAUUGUUUUAAACAAAUUACUUAAUUAAUUUUUAAUCAUUUUCUCUCAUAAGUUCGAAAACUGAAAAUAAAAUUUUCAUUUUGUUUUACACUUCAAAUCGAAUCAUUUUUCCCUAGUACUGUGCGUGUGUCUGUCUGUCUGUCUGUGUGUGUGUGUGUGUGUGUGUGUAUGUGUGCGAGUGUUGGUAUGCGUGUGUUUUUGAAAUUAUUAAUUUCAUUAUUUAUGGCUUAGUCUAGUUUUCAGCAAACAUUUUGUCUAUAGUUUUUUUGUUUUUUGUUUGAUUUGUCGUUUCGUUUUGUUUUUUUCAAGUAUUUACGGCGUCUUCAUUGCAAAAGAUAGAGAAAUCCCCCUUUUAUAAGUAAUAUUUGUAAUAUUUAUGUAUUUUAUCUAAUUUUUUGAUACAUGUAUUUUUCAACAUCUACUUCCUGCCCUCGAAUGCUUUAAAACUUUACACAAGAAAAAACCAAAAAAGAAAAACUUAAAUAUAUAUUAUGAAAAGAAUUAAAACUUUACCUUUUGGAUAAAUCAAUUUAAAUGCAUAUUUUAUAUAUAUUUAAACAUUUAUUUAUAUGCAUAUAUACAUAUAUAUACAUAUAUACAUAAAAUAAAGUAAAAUAAAUAUAAGUUGAUGAAACUUUGUCAAAGUCAAAGCAAAAAGUUUAUAUACUUAUAUUUAAACAAAAACAACAAAAAACAACAACAAAUAAUAUUAAAGCAACAUUAAAACAAAUUAAUAUUUAAAUGAAAUUAUAAACAAAACAAAACAAAACAAAAAAAAAACACAAAAACAAAAACAAAACAUCACAUCUAGAUAAAUCUCUUAAAAAUUUUCAAUUUUAUUAUUAAACCGAAAAUAAAUAAAUUAACAAAUUUAACAGUGAAAGCAUUAUUAUAUUAUAAAUUUAUAAAUGUAUUGCAAGGGCAGCGGGCUGGCAGAAAGCAAAAUUGCAAUUUCAAAAUGCAAAUUGCCAAAUUGCAAAAUUUGCGCCGUUGUGACAAAAAAAAAAACAAAAACAAAAAUUAAAA